This is a messenger RNA of Brenthis ino (lesser marbled fritillary), 1065 nucleotides long. Lineage: Eukaryota; Metazoa; Arthropoda; Insecta; Lepidoptera; Nymphalidae. The record is from the annotation of a GenBank genome assembly.
AUGAACGAACAAAACGCGGUCGAAUGUAAAGAAACAGAGUCUGGAGAGAUGCAAACGGUAGUGUCCAGUUACGUGGCGCCGAAUCUGAUUCGACAGGAGAGGCUGGAUGUCCACUACUCUGCGGAUAGCUACACUGAGUACCAGUACGGUGAAGAAGUGGACAGAACAAGUAGUCCAGACACGGAUGAAAAGAUCAAUGUCGAUGAUGAAGAUAAAGAUGAACUGGUCAUAGCUGAUGAUGAUGUGUCAGAAAGGAAUGAAGUUUCCAUCGAAGAAAAAGAAGAGGAAACAGAAGAUAAAGAUCGGAAGAGUGAUAGUACUGAGAGGGAAGAGAGCGGUGAACCGUCAUGGCAUCCUCAUGUGUACGGAAAACCACCGAAAAAGCCCACUCCUCAUACAAUAGAAUAUAUUUUAGGAUUAUCAAAGAACGGGGACGUGUCUAAGGAAGAACCGAAGCGUGUAGUGAGUCAAUUAAUGAACGUUAAGCGUAAUUUCGAUAAAAAAACUUUUUCAUAUCAAGAAAAAAGUACGCAAGUGCAAAAUCUGUCGGACAAAAAGUUUAGUUUAAGUGUGCAUAAAAACAAACUUCAAGAGCAACUAUUGCAGCGCGGUGUUCGAACUAAUGAGAGUGAAUAUGACAAAGUGAUUGCGUUCAAGUCUGAGGAACAGCCGCUCAACCUUUCUGUGCCAAAAUCUAAAGAUACACCGGGAUGGAGCUCUGGCGUGGACGAAGAUAAGUUUAGUAAGGAUAAACAACAAAUGAAACGUAAGAAAUCUACUGAAGAUGUGCGAUCACCUCUUGGAGGUGAAGGGUCGAUGACCAGUGAAGAGGGUGAAGAGAUUGGUAGGCGUAAGAAAGCCAGGACCACCUUCACUGGGCGCCAGAUCUUCGAACUUGAGAAGCUGUUCGAGGUUAAAAAGUAUUUAUCUUCUGGAGAAAGGGCGGAUAUGGCUAAAUUGCUUAACGUGACAGAAACUCAGCGAUCAUCUAUUAUUAUUGCAUUACUAGAUACCAUAAUACAAGAGAAAGAAGGUAUAGAUAUAUUAGAUAGAAGAUAUUUAGAU